ACACUCAAGGGGUCUCCUGCUGACAUUGCUUCAGGUUGCUUUCUCUGCUUCCAUUAGCAGCCAUUCACUUUGAUAGCGCAGACAAGAUCAUGCGCUUCCUUGCUCGACUCCUCAUCUUCGCUUUUCUGGGUUUCAUUUCCCUGUUGUGGUGGAGCCACCUUCUCGGGAGAAACACACCACAGAACCGAGGCAGAUUGGCCAUGGAGAAUGCGGAAGAUAUCCCGCAGACGUUUGACAGUCUCCUGCAUAUUCAGCAGCUCAGGAAAAAAGCGCUGAGGUCCUUCUGCAGCAAAAGAGGUAAAAUCACCCGACUCCCACCUACCCAACAGGAAGCUUCCCAGGCCCUGUCUUCAAUUAUGGUGAACCACAAACUGCAGUUCCUGUAUUGCAAAACCCCAGCCACUGGGGUGGAAGGCUGGGAGCAGCUGUUGGAGAUGCUUCUGGAGAAAAAUGUUAGCCUGCAGGUGCCAAUUCCUCACCGCCAGCAGUUUGGCAGCCCAAAGGCACUGAGUGAGUAUAACCGGACCUCCAUGGAGGCUAUAAUGCAGUCCUACACCAAAGUGAUGUUUGUCAGGGAGCCUUUCCAGAGACUUAUCUCCGCUUACAUGCAUGGGAUGGCAGACGGCCUGAACUUCAAGGAGUUUGUUCAGUACAUCUUAUACAGCGGGUACAGGAAUCACAGCAAGGAGUGGACACCGUCAGUCAGUCUGUGCAGACCGUGCCUCGUGCGGUAUGACUACGUAAUAAUGUUUGGGUUCCUUGACAACGAGGUGCGCCAUUUAAUGCUCCGGGCUGGGCUUCCGGAGAAUAUCCGGAUCCCCGAGUUCAUAGACUCCAAAAUCCGGUGGACCUAUCACUGGCUAGAAGAGCAGAUGCUCAGCCAACUGUCCCUCGGGGAGAGGAAAGGACUGUGCCACUUUUUCCGGUUUGACUAUCACGCAUUUCGCUUUCCCCGCAGCUUGCUCUGGAACCUCACUUGCGUUCCAGGAAGCAGUUAGGGUUGUUUUGACUGGAAGGAACAGAGAAAAGCCUUUACUGUGAUCAAGGACAAAUGCAGCAGAAAUUAGCCUGUCUAGUGACAACCUCUUUUGUAUACAGAAUGGGGAUCUACGUUACUCAUUGGUCAGCAGAGAUUCCUGGUCAGCAUCCAUUUUGCCCGGAGAGCUACUUUGAAAGCAUGAGUGAGAGUGUGCAGCUUCAGCCUGCUAUAGUGAACUCCAUGUAAGUUUUCUUGCCAUAAAUGGCACUUUCCCCAUAUCUCUUGCCUCUAGGUUGGCAACAUGGAACAUGCAGAGCCUCUGAGGGCUGGACUUCACUUACAGGUCUCUGGUUGCUGACCUAAUACAAGUUUCGCAGUGAUGAACAAAAUGAAUGAUGUGCGUAUACUUCUUAGAAAGCAGGUGAUAAAAGUAUUUUUUAUGCUGGUUCUCCUGUGAAUCUUAUGUUUUCUUCACAGGCUGUGUUCUGAUUGUGUUAUUUUCCCACAAUAUAUAAUUUUUUCUUGGUUUGUGGCCAUAAGAAAACCUAAUCCACCCUUCCUUACUGUAUCUGGUAUACCAUUCAAUCUUUUGAGAAC
Messenger RNA from Lacerta agilis (Sand lizard), 1576 nucleotides. Its product is annotated as carbohydrate sulfotransferase 8-like. The transcript is spliced from 2 exons. Gene Ontology annotation, molecular function: sulfotransferase activity. Lineage: Eukaryota; Metazoa; Chordata; Lepidosauria; Squamata; Lacertidae. Gene Ontology annotation, biological process: carbohydrate biosynthetic process. Bases 90 to 998 code for a protein of 302 amino acids. The record is from RefSeq and is a predicted model, not a curated record. Gene Ontology annotation, cellular component: membrane.